UACGUUUUGUGGAUAAUAAGUCUUACGGAUAAUUUACCUCAUGUGCAAUAUGACUUUUGAAGAAUCUUGUGGAGACAACGCCACGGAAAGAAUGGAUUCGGUGGCAAGGGCACUUGAAGAUGUUCUGAGCGCAGCAUUGCCUCAGGGUUGCAUCACAGUUGGAGUUUACGAGGCCGCCAAAUCACUUAACGUAGAUCCAGACAACGUAGUUUUAUGCCUUUUGGCUACAGACGAAGAGGACGUUGAGGAUGUCGCUCUUCAGAUUCAUUUUACUCUGAUCCAGGCGUUCUGUUGUGAGAAUGACAUCAAUAUUUUGCGAGUGAACAAUAUGAGACGCCUGGCGGAGAUUCUGGGUGAGAUGAAGCCCGGAGGAGAGCCAAUGGAUCUUCACUGCGUAUUAGUCACCAACCCACAGUCAUCCACUUGGAAAGAUCCAGCCCUGAGUAAGUUAAACCGAUUCUGCAGAGACAGCCGCUGUUUGGACCAGUGGGUGCCUGUCAUCAGUCUUCCAGAGCGAUGAGAUAGAGAGGAGACAACUGUGCUACUCUUAAUACUGUUACUGCACUGAAUCUGUGUAAUAUCCCAGGCUGGGGCCCCUGAACUGCCGAACUCCAGCAAACUUGAUAAUCGAGGGUGGGUUUUUCUGUUGAACCAGAGAAGAAUGCAUUGUGAUACUACGCCACAAGGAUGAAUGACUCAGCAGUCUACGUUGCCAAGGAGCGACAGUGUCAGCGGGCCCAUUGCCAGCAAAGGGACUGGAAAGGAAACUGAAUCAUGUGAGUGCUCACCAGCAUGUGGAAGUGAGGAGACUCUGAGACCGGACUCAGGAGACUUAUGGGAAGGCAAUUUGGAGGACAUGGAGUACACUGGAUUGGACUGAACUGAGCUGAGCUUAGUUUCAUACACAAGCAAAUAAAUUAAAGUGC
This is a messenger RNA of Chanos chanos (milkfish), 926 nucleotides long. It is a transcript of the gene gadd45ab, whose product is annotated as growth arrest and DNA-damage-inducible, alpha, b. Gene Ontology annotation, biological process: regulation of cell cycle. Bases 41 to 520 code for a protein of 159 amino acids. Lineage: Eukaryota; Metazoa; Chordata; Actinopteri; Gonorynchiformes; Chanidae. The record is from RefSeq and is a predicted model, not a curated record. Gene Ontology annotation, cellular component: nucleus; cytoplasm. The transcript is spliced from 4 exons.